CCAGCAUAAACUCAUCAAACCAACCAAGACAGCAGCACAUGCAUUGAAACACAGGCAGAAAAAAACUUUUCUCUGUUCCAAAUUCCUUGAUUCUUUCUUUAGAUCUCUCCUUCCUCUGUCAAGCACAAACCCUGGUCUUUCUUUAUAAGAAAGGAAAAACCUUUUUUUACAUAGGCAUACAAUAAAGUUUCAUUAUUUUCUUUUUUGGAUAAAAACAGAGAUGGGUUACAAAAACAGAGCAGAAGCUGAAACAGAGGCAUGCUUAAACGAGGCUUUAUUGUUUGCUACUAUGUGUGUAAUUGGACUCCCUGUUGAUGUGCAUGUUAGAGAUGGUUCUGUCUACUCUGGAACCUUUCACACUGCUUCUUUUGAUAAGGAAAACGGUGUUGUUUUGAAGGAAGCAAGAUUGACUAAGAAGGGAAAAUCUGAUGCAAAUGUAGCUAAUGGGAGUGUGAUAGAGACACUUGUAAUUCUUUCGACUGAUAUUGUCCAAGUUGUUGCUAAGGGAGCUCUGUUUCCAGCUGAUGGCGUCACUGGGAAUAUAUCUGGUGGCAAUGUAGAAGCUGCUUUAACGAAUGCUCCGUCUUCUGAGAUUGUAGCGAGCGAGGCAAAGAAAUCUAACAAGUUCACUGUGGAUAAAAAGAAAUCUAAUCACAACAGUAGGAGUUCAGUCAAAAACAAGAACGGUAAUUCCCAUGGUCUUAUGCCGACAAAAGCAGGGAAGGAUCCUGAAGGGAGAAAAAUGCCACCAAAUCAAAUAGGAAAAAAAAUGGAAUUUGAACAUGGGGAAAGAGAUGGUGUACAUAUCCCAAAGAGAGAAGCUUCUUCUGGUGACUUAGUUACUGGAAGUUAUUUUUCUGGCAGACAGACUAGAGAUGACAGGUCACAGGAGGAGCAGGGUCACUAUAAACAGAAGUUUGAUUUUCAAACAGAAAAGAGUGCUGAUGAAGUUCAUAGCCCAAAUGAAAUCACGGGGCCUCAUGACAGUGAAGCAAAACCCAUUGCAGAAGGGCGAGUAACAGUGAAGCUGUUGCCUAAUGUUGGAUCUUGUAAUCCUGAUGGUGAUCCUAUGAAGCCAGACAGUCAAUACUGUGGAAGGCCAGCUUCUGCAGGAACCACUUCUCCUAGUUCUGUUUGUGCUACAGUUUCUACUGCUUCCAAUCCAAUGGUUGAUGUUCCUUCACAAUCACACUGCAGCUCAUCAGCAAAUUCUACUGAUGUGGCCUCUCCACAAGUUUCAGAAUCUAAUAGAAGUUCCAAGGCAUUCAAGCUCAAUCCAGGAGCAAAAAUUUUUUCUCCUUCCUUUUCCAAUCCUACAUCAGCUAAUGCUCCAGCAGGACCAGCAGUUCCAAGUAUGGCUUACAUACCAAGCAACUCUCCUGUGGUACCUGUUGCUGCUGUCCAGCCAGAAGUUGGGAUCCCUUAUGCACCUCGAUUAUCUGUUCCUGCUAAGUUUCCCCCCUACAGUAACUUGACAGCUGUAAAUGGUGGCAGUGGUUCUCAAUUUUCACAACCUGUUGCUGGACACGUGGGAACUAGAGUACAGUCACUUAGAUAUGCUGGUCAGUAUCAUGCUGUUCAGGCAGCACCAUCAUAUGCACCACCAAAUUCUCAAUCCGUUAUGGUUGGACGGAUGGGGCAGCUUGUGUAUGUUCAGCCAGUUUCUCAUGAUUUGAUUCCAAUUGCAGCACCCAUAUCAAAUGUAUCUGCACGUCCUCUGUUAACUCCACACCAGGUGCAGUAUCCUAAACACCAAGGAGGUGCAACCGGCCAAACCUUGCAGCUUUGUGUGACUCCGCCUUUUGUAGGUGGACAGCAACCAUUUGUAGAGCCAAGCCACAUUCCUUACCUUCAGCCACCCAUCCCUGCUAUCCGUCCCAUUCCAGUUCCAGGAUCUAAUACUCUCUUUGGCACCAAGUUUCCAUGAGCAUGCUCCACAGUGAAAUCAAGAUUCUUUUUCAUGAACAAUAAAUUUUUGGUCCAUAGUUUUUACUGAAACGCAUUUAGCAAUAGGUUAUAGUUGUAUCUCUCAUCUUCAAGGUUUAACUGGUUUCAAUGACUCUUUGUAAAAUCUGAUUUGAGGGUAAUUUUUUAUAUGGUGAUUCAUGUUGUAAACAUGUAGGGUUGGUUUUCUGUUUCGGUGGAAAA
This is a messenger RNA of Populus euphratica (Euphrates poplar), 2148 nucleotides long. Its product is annotated as polyadenylate-binding protein-interacting protein 4-like. NCBI's taxonomy places the organism in Eukaryota, Viridiplantae, Streptophyta, Magnoliopsida, Malpighiales, Salicaceae. The record is from RefSeq and is a predicted model, not a curated record. The coding region runs from base 221 to 1927 and encodes 568 amino acids. Gene Ontology annotation, biological process: cytoplasmic stress granule assembly. Gene Ontology annotation, cellular component: cytoplasmic stress granule. The transcript has 13 exons. Gene Ontology annotation, molecular function: mRNA binding.